ACAGUCACUGCCAGGGACAGAGCCUUCUCACACAGGGAGGAGGAAGAGGACCCAGUUGGGUUAAAGCGCCCAGAGACUUCUGGCAGGAAAGGCGGCUGUGCUCCACGGCCUUCAGAUUUGAAGUCACAGCGACCUUCCGGAAUCUACACGACAGCUCAGCUAAAACUUCAGCGCUAGGCCACGUCGGAGCCGAGAAGUCAGCCCAAGACCACGCCGUCCGCCCAGCUCGCAGACGCUCCUCCUCAGAAGUUUGCAGGUGAUUCGCAAAAUGAUGAGCAUAUCUUUGCUUGGGGGGAUUGUGACAGCAGUGUGCUGUUGUUUAUGGCUUCUUCUUGGAAUGAGGAGAAGGCAAACGGGCGAACCACCUCUGGAGAAUGGGAUAAUUCCCUAUCUGGGUUGUGCACUGCAAUUUGGCGCCAAUCCUCUUGAGUUCCUCCGAGCAAACCAAAGGAAACAUGGUCACAUUUUUACCUGCCAACUCAUGGGAAACUAUGUCCACUUCAUCACAAACCCCUUGUCCUACCAUAAAGUGUUGUGUCAUGGAAAAUACCUUGACUGGAAAAAAUUUCACUUCACUGCUUCUGCAAAGGCAUUUGGGCACAGAAGCAUUGACCCCAGUGAUGGAAAUACCACCGAUAACAUAAAUAAAACUAUCAUCAAGACCCUGCAGGGUGACGCCUUGAAUUUGCUUGCCGAAGCCAUGAUGGAAAACCUCCAACUUGUCCUGAGACCCCAGGCGGUCCCCCAACCGGAGAAGCCCUCCUGGGUGACAGAGGGCAUGUAUUCCUUCUGCUACCGAGUGAUGUUUGAGGCUGGCUAUGUCACGCUCUUUGGCAAAGACCCUAUAGGGCACGAUGCACAGAAAGCACUCAUCCUAAACAACCUUGACAACUUCAAGCAGUUUGACAAGAUCUUUCCGGCCCUGGUAGCAGGCUUCCCGAUUCAUGUGUUCAAGACGGGCCACUAUGCCCGGGAGAAACUGGCCGAGGGCCUGCGGCUCCAGAAGCUCAGAAAGAGAGACCACAUCUCGGAACUGGUCAGGUUUCUGAACGACACCCUCUCCACCUUAGACGAUGCAGAGAAAGCCAAGUCGCUCCUCGCUGUCCUCUGGGCAUCGCAAGCCAACACCAUUCCGGCGACUUUCUGGUGCUUAUUCCAAACGAUUAGGAGCCCUGAAGCAAUGAAAGCAGCUUCUGAAGAAGUGAAUAAAACACUGGAGAAGGCGGGCCAAAAAAUUAGCUUGGAAGAUAAGCCUAUUUAUUUGAAUCAAAUAGAACUGGACAGCAUGCCUGUGCUAGACAGUAUCAUCAAGGAGUCUCUGAGGCUUUCCAGCGCCUCCCUCAACAUCCGGACUGCUAAAGAGGAUUUCACUUUGCACCUCCAGGACGGAUCCUAUAACAUCCGAAAAGAUGACAUCAUAGCGCUUUAUCCACAGUUAAUGCACCUGGAUCCAGAAAUCUACCCAGACCCUUUGACUUUUAAAUAUGACCGCUAUCUUGAUGAAAAUGGAAAGACAAAGACCACCUUCUACAGUCAUGGACUCAAGUUAAAGUAUUACUAUAUGCCCUUCGGGUCAGGGGCUACGAUCUGUCCUGGAAGAUUAUUUGCUGUCCAGGAAAUCAAGCAAUUUUUGAUUCUGAUGCUUUCCUAUUUUGACCUGGAGCUGGUGGAGAGCCACGUUAAAUGUCCCCCCUUGGACCAGUCCCGUGCAGGCUUGGGCAUUUUACCACCAUCAAAUGAUAUCGAGUUUAGAUAUAAACUCAAACAUCUGUGAACAUAUGGUUGGAAAAGAGGACAGCUGAUGACGUUACAAGACUGCAGAUUACCAGUCCCUUUGGACAGACGCUUGAAUGGUAGUAGAACGGAGGCGGCAGCAGAUCCAGUUGUGUUCACUAGUGCUUGCUUGUGCAUCUAACCAAUCUGGUGAUGGUUUCCAGAUGCUAUUUCAGACUCUGCAAGGGAAAAACAAAAACAAAAACAAAACUAGUGUCUAGAAGCACCAUAAUUUGUUUCCAUUUGAAUAAGUCAGUGAAUAUUCAUAGAACCAGGGACUGAAGAUUAUUUUCAGAGGAAAAAGUCUUUUUUUUUAGGGUGGAGAUAUUCCAAUUGGCAAACGUUUUUCUUUUUUUCCUAAGGAAAGAGCUUUAUUUUUAUAAAAGCCACCCAACUAUUAUGAAAAAGGUACAAAUUCACGUUUUAGUGAAACCGCAUGAUUUUUGACCAGAUGUGGGGUGCUUCGGGUGUAAAUGUGUACGAUAAAGGAUAUUUUGAAGGACAUAUCACGCCUUGUAAUAAAAAGAAAAUGUUUUUCAGGUUUCCCUCUACCCAGAAUUCAUGAUUUUAAAACAACUAUCUUGAUAUCCUGAAAAUAUUAAAGAUGGUUUUGAUAUUUUCCCCUUAGGUUUUGACUCACUGUUACUGGAAACCCUAAUGUCCAUGUCAGCUUUCGGCAAUCCUAUCCAUACUUUCUUUUCAUUAGAUUUCAUAUUAAUUGGAAGACUUUUUUCAGAAAAGGCAGGUUUUUUUUCUGACAUUACUAAACAUGCCUCUAUGAAAAGAAUGUAGCUCUCAUGUAAUAUAUUCUAAAAUUAAAAUUGAGUGAAUAUGCCUAAAGUGUUCAGGUAUGAAACAUGCAAAGAAUUCAUUAAGUGUGGCUUGCACUGUGUUUUAUUUAAAUACUUUUUAUCUUUAAAUGACUUGUAGUUGAAGGAAAAAUAACGUAAGCCACAUGGUUGUGUUUAACUACUGUGUACAACAGUGCUUUGGUAAAAUAUUUUAAGUACUGAAGAUAUUAGCUAUCAUAUUUUUAUUGAUAUUUCUGUUUGUAUGCAUGAAUUAUAUUUAACCUUUUCCUUGUACUACAAAUACUAAGAAUAUAUUGUAACAUUUGAUAAUGUCAAAAUGAUUCACCUUUCAGAAAUAAAAGUGUAAAUUUGUUAUGUUUUAAAUGUUAAAUAUUCA
Messenger RNA from Phacochoerus africanus (Common warthog), 2961 nucleotides. RefSeq names its product cytochrome P450 7A1. Lineage: Eukaryota; Metazoa; Chordata; Mammalia; Artiodactyla; Suidae. Gene Ontology annotation, molecular function: cholesterol 7-alpha-monooxygenase activity; heme binding; iron ion binding. The record is from RefSeq and is a predicted model, not a curated record. Bases 269 to 1774 code for a protein of 501 amino acids. Gene Ontology annotation, biological process: cellular response to glucose stimulus; bile acid biosynthetic process; cholesterol homeostasis. The transcript is spliced from 8 exons.